UUCUAGUUUAGUUUAGAGUUUUCUAGUGUUUGAUAUUAAUAUUCAUUUUCAUCAACAUUCUUCCAGAAUCAUAAACCCUAGUUUCCGAUUCGCAAUCAGGUACCAAUACUCCUUUAUCAAUCACGUAACAAUCACAUAUAUAUGAUUGUUUCUGUUCGUAAACACUCUUUACAUGAUUCAAUCCAUUCAUUUUUCGUUAAUCACAAAUUAGGUUUUCGUUCGUAUUCUUCUAAUUCCGUUAGAAUCUGAUGUUUGUUAUAAAUCGCAUUGAAAUUGCUCGAUUCGUGUAUCAAAUUGACUGAAAUCGAACCAUUAGGUUAUGAUUCAGAGAAAUCGUUCAUUACUAGUUAGGUUUUCGUUCUAAAUCUGUUCUAAUUUGAUGUUUGUUUUGAAUCGAUUUGAAAUUGUUCGAUUCGUGUAUCAAAUUGACUGAAAUCGAAGCGUUAGGUUAAGAUUCAGAGAAAUUGUUGAUCGCUAUUUAGGUUUUUGGCUCUGAAUCUGUUCGAAUUUGGUGUUUGUUAUGAAUCGUAUCGAAAUUGUUAGAUUCGUGUGAUGAAUUGACUGAUAUUGAAGCGUUAGGUUAAGAUUCAGAGAAAUUGUUGGUUACGAAUUAGGUUUUUGGCUCUGAAUCUGUUCGAAUUAGAUGUUUGUUAUGAAUCGUAUCGAAAUUGUUCGAUUCGUGUGAUGAAUUGACUGAUAUUGAAGCGUUAGGUUAAGAUUCAGAGAAAUUGUUGAUUACGAAUUAGGUUUUUGGCUCUGGAUCUGGUUGAAUUUGAUGUUUGUUAUGAAUCGUAUCGAAGUCGUUCGAUUCGUGUGGUGAAUUGACUGGAAUUGAAGAGCUAGGUUAAGAUUCAUCGAAAUCGUAGGGUAUGAUUUUAUGGCCACUGCAAUUUUGAGUUACGUACAGAGUUUAUGGCCGUUUUCGAGGAUUGUGAAUGAUGAUUUGCGAGUAUCGGAUGGAUUGGUGAGUAGAUUGGAGGUACCGGACGAGACGAAGCGGUUUGUGUUUGCGUUUCGUGAACCGGAAACGCAGGCGGUGGUUUAUGUACUCUGUGCUCAGAAUUUGUCUGAGAGAUCGGCUGUUGAUGCGGAGCGUGUUGUUAGAUGUGUUAAGCCAGGUGCGGUUGUCGUUCAGGUUAAGGAGGUUGAGUUUAGUGAUGUUCAGUUGGUAGGUGAUAGUGGUGAUGGUGAACAUUCGAUUCCGACUUCUUCGUUAGAAGUACUCAAGCGGUGUUUUCUUCAUAAAAUUGGGAAAGAUAAGUAUGAGAAUGUGGCUGGGAGUUUAGUGUUGAAGGGGAUUUUUGGUGUUGGGUUUAACGGUCAUUUUUCGGCUGCGAAACGAGCUGCUGAAGAAGUUGGUUCUUCGUUUUUGUUGCUCGAAUCGCCAUUCGUGAAUAUAGGAAAGGAUUACGGUCACUCAACUGAGGUUGAAUCUGGUAACAGUUCACAUGCUUUCGGUUUACAGCCUAAUAACUUGAUGCCACAAAAAGCGAGUUCAAUAAUUACGUCAGGUUCAAGUAGAUUUUUCAUUUCAGAUGAUUUGCUUCAUUCCCAGACGUUAAAAUCGUUAAUGUCUCAUUUGAUUCAGUUAAGUUCUGAACAAGAUACGGGUCGUGUAGACAUUCAGCCGAAAGAUGAUUAUGAGGUCCCGCAAUAUGCGUGUUCUGUGUAUCCCUUACUCGAAGAUUUGCAUGACAUAUUUGUGGAAAUACCUUCGAUCGGAAGGGCUUUAUCUUACGCACAAAAAAUGCUUCGUGAUGUCAGCAAAGGAGAGAGUGUUGAUACUCAAAUCCUUUCAGAAGUUUACGCAUUUAGAAUUGCAGUUGAGGGGUUACGUAUCGCUUUUAAUAAUGCUGGUCGAAUGCCUAUCAAAACCGGAAGUCAACCGCCUAAUGUUGACUUUUCUUCUCUACCCGAUGAAGAAAAGUCACACGCACUUCUUGCAAACGCUCUUCGUAGUCAAACAAAGAACUUCAACUCAAUAGUUGCGGUUUUAGAUGCUAGUACGUUAGCCGGUUUAAGAAAACAUUGGAAAACCGUUAUUCCUCCGGAGAUUAUGAACACUGUCGAUGAGCUGGUUGAUGAGUCAGCAAAGGACGGUGAAACCGAAACCAACAAUCACAGCGAUAAAAAACGAAAACUGAAAGAUAAACCGGUUGUCGCAGUGGGUGCGGGAGCAACAGCUGUAAUCGGAGCUUCAUCUCUUUCGAAAGUCGUUCCAGCAUCAGCGUUUGUAAAAGCGGUUACAUUCAAAGUUCCAUUUUCGUUAAAACUAAUAAUGACACAAACCCAAAAGCUCGUUUCCAUAUCGGUUAGCAAGAUUCUCGGCCCGACAAAAAUAAUAGCUCCGGGUGCGUUAAACUCUGGACUGAAUACAACAUCUUCGAUGAAAGCAGCUGCUUCUGCGGAGAAGAUUCGAACCGUUGUUCACAGCGUCAUUGCAUCUGUUGAAAAAACGAGUCUUUCGGCAAUGAGAUCAGCGUUUUACGAAAUAAUGAGAAAAAGACGUGUGCGUCCAGUUGGGGUUCUUCCGUGGGCUACGUUCGGGUGCAGUGUGGCUACUUGCAGCGGUUUGCUUGUGUACGGUGAUGGUAUUGAAUGUGUUGUCGAAUCGGUUCCUUCUGCACCGUCGAUUGCGUGUUUGGGUCGUGGGGUGGAACGUUUGCAGCAAGCGUCACAGGCGGUUGAACAAAGUGAAAUCUCGAGGGUACAAAAAUCUAUCGAGUUGCUUUUCAACAGGUUUAAAAUGUGGAAACUUGCCCCAUGAAAGUUUGGUGAGUUCUUGUGUAGAUGGGAGUUUGAAUAGAUAGAAAUUAUGUUUUGGUAAAAUGGUUUUGUAUAUAUCUUUAAUUGGUUUUUGUUAGCUUGUGAAAAAUAAAGAUUCUUCUUAUGAAGGCAAAGAACUUUUAUGAGAUUGAUUGAUUCUGGUUCUUUAGAA
Helianthus annuus (common sunflower) is the source of this 2938-nucleotide messenger RNA. RefSeq lists its product as uncharacterized. The coding region runs from base 878 to 2767 and encodes 629 amino acids. Lineage: Eukaryota; Viridiplantae; Streptophyta; Magnoliopsida; Asterales; Asteraceae. The record is from RefSeq and is a predicted model, not a curated record. The transcript has a single exon.